AUGAAUGACACAGAUAACAUUAUCGAAUCUUUACUCCUAGCCAUUCAGCUCCAGUUAUCUGUCUUACGUGCCAAUCAAGAACAAAUUAAGAUGGAUAUUAACAGCCUUGGAAAUGAAAUAAUGAUCAAAGGAUUUCCAAAGCAAAAUCUCUCUUUGUUUAUUAAUACUUCAAGUGAGUUUAUUUUCAAACCUGUGAUCAACAUUCAUAAUGUCACUUUAGAACAUGUUUACCAAAUGAUGAGUCAACAUCUUGGAAUCAAGGUUACAGCAUCCAAAAAAGCAACACUCAGGACCUGUACAAAACUUGUAUGCAACGAGUUAGCCACCCUUCCUUCUGUACGAGCUCUUGGCCCUCGUCCUAGUUGGGGGUCCAUAUCUUCAUGUGAUCAAACAAUGAUUUGCAAUAAACAUGCAAACAUGCUUAAGAGGGUUGGUAUAGAUUUCACCAGAUGCCAUCAAAAUUGGGCAUCCAUUGCAAGAGUCAGUCAUCUCUGGAAAGACCAUCAAAGGAGGCAAUUGUAA
Molecule: messenger RNA, 522 nt
Organism: Phycomyces blakesleeanus NRRL 1555(-)
Lineage: Eukaryota; Fungi; Mucoromycota; Mucoromycetes; Mucorales; Phycomycetaceae
Exons: 2
Coding region: 1-522 (173 amino acids)
Source: RefSeq, a predicted model, not a curated record